Molecule: messenger RNA, 8763 nt
Organism: Malurus melanocephalus (red-backed fairy wren)
Lineage: Eukaryota; Metazoa; Chordata; Aves; Passeriformes; Maluridae
Gene: ZDHHC21
Product: zinc finger DHHC-type palmitoyltransferase 21
Exons: 8
Coding region: 283-936 (217 amino acids)
Biological process (GO): protein targeting to membrane; peptidyl-L-cysteine S-palmitoylation
Cellular component (GO): endoplasmic reticulum; Golgi apparatus
Molecular function (GO): protein-cysteine S-palmitoyltransferase activity
Source: RefSeq, a predicted model, not a curated record
UUUGCCAAAUCCUAUCAAUGAAAAAUAACUGUGUGGGAAUGUCUUGCCUACCUUAACAAUCUUGUCAACAGCUACCUAAUAACUGCAUAGUGCCAAGGCCUGCACUACAACCAUCCAUUGAAUAAAUACGAGAAAUGCCAGAAGAUACAGAAAACAUGACAAAUUACUCUGUCUYGAGAGUGGAUCCUGUAUUUGCAUAGUUUGGACUUAAUUGUGGAAUUUGCCAUCCAAGGAUUAUCUUUUCUUCCUGGGUCGUGACAAUUUCUUACCUGUUUGUGUUCAAUGGGGCAACGAAUUCACUUUGUGGUUGACCCUCAGGGUUGGUGCUGCAUGGGCCUAAUUAUCUUCGUCUGGCUUUACAAUACAAUCUUCAUUCCAAAGGUCAUCCUUUUUCCUCAUUAUGAAGAGGGAAAUAUAUCCGUUGUGGCAGUUUUGUGUUAUUACUUCUGCUCAUUGUUUUGUAUAGCUUCAUUAUUUAGAGCCUCAGUAGCAGAUCCAGGAAAGCUGCCUGAAAAUCCAAAGAUACCAAUCACAGAACGAGAAUAUUGGGAGUUAUGUAACAAAUGUAAUAUGAUGAGACCAAAGCGUUCACACCACUGCAGUCGCUGUGGACAUUGUGUGAGGAGGAUGGAUCACCACUGUCCAUGGAUUAAUAAUUGUGUUGGUGAAGACAAUCACUGGCUGUUUUUACAACUCUGUUUCUACACCCAGAUCCUUAGCUCCUAUACGCUGAUACUUGAUUUCUGCCAUUACUACUACUUUUUGCCUCUGAAAAAAGAAAACUGGGACGUGUUUGUAUUUAGACAUGAACUUGCUCUCCUAAGAAUAUCUGCCUUCAUGGGUCUAAUAAUAUUAGGUGGAAUAAGUCGACUCUUUUACAGUCAGCUAAUGGGUAUUUUCACUAGAGAAUGCACUAGCUGGAUCUGCACAUGCUGAAAGAGUCUAUAGUCUUGCCUGACGUGCUUUUUUUUAAAGACAAUAGCAUACAAGAUGACAGCAUCUUUGUGACUACAGCUGUUUGAGAUCUGCCAGAGAUUUCAUUUUGGAAUUAUGAAGCUUUGCACGGUAUUAACCUUUGUAGGUACAUAAUGGGAAACCUCUUAACUGUAUUGUGUAAUUCUUUUGUAUGGAAUAAAGGAAAAAAAUACUGUAUAAAUUUUACUUCUGUUAGAGUAAGCAAUAAUACUGCUUUUUGGUUUUACUGUAUUACCUGUAUAUAAAUUUACUGUCUUUUGCUUUUUCUGUGAUGAUAGCUAUGCUAUUAUUAUUGCCAUUCCCCAGCUGCUAUACCAGACCGCUUUCUGCAGUUACUCUCAACUCCCAGGUCAAUAGAUUUACCUUGGUCCAACUUUACCGUGUGCCUGAUUUCUGUUCUAGCUUUUCUGAUAGGUUUCCUCUCCCCURCUCAAAUGUGGGCACACUUCCUUUAUGUCUGCAUCGUUUAGAGGUGGGAUGUUUUUCUAAACCACCACUGUGGUAGCUAACUUGCUGAAAUGGUGACUUGCUGACUAGUGAAUGUUGACUAGUAACAGGAGACACAGAGACAGAAACUCAGUGAGCCUAAUUGUUCAGCUACUGAAAUAYGAAUGUCCUUUUGGUUUCUGUUAAAUGAAUAUAUAUUAAAACGAUGAGAAAAUCCAUGUGAUCAGUACUGCACUAAACCACAGAUAUGAUASAGAAGAAAAUAAGGGGCAAACCCURAGUCUAUCAUUCUUUUCUGCGUGCUGCUAGAAGAUUUUAGCAGUGACCAUCAGCAUCCAUUCACAUACUCUUAUUGUAUGCGAAAUAAAACCUGAGACUGAACCUGUUUCUGUCAGAUACACCUGAAAGCUGGGAUGUUUCUGUACUGACACAGGAUACCAAGUCCUCUGCCACUGCAACAGCCAUGAAUACCCAGUUGUAACUUCAUUGUCCUGAGCCUUAACACUUUCAGGCUGCUGCCGCCACUGUGCUCUAUAAACUGCUGUAAAGUCUUCUGUUUCUCUGUCAGUUGUAUAAUAUACUGAGAAGUACGUCCUAUUCACUUACAGAGCUGGCAACUGCACUGGAACUGGUGUGGCUAAUAGCAUUUUCAAGUCCAGUUUUUCCACUGAAAUCAUGAUAGCUGAGCUGCAAUAUGCCUGGACACUUGUUGUCUUUGCCAAACUUUGUGAAACAAACAUCCUACAGUAAUUGUGGAUAUGGAUGAUCUGUGAGAGGCAGAUUCUGAAAAGAACAGAUCUUCUUUAAGGCCUCUCGAUGCACCCUACCUCUCCCCCCAGUAGCAGAGAGGCUGUUGUCAUAUGGACAAGUUUUUAGGCUUGAUGGGAUUGCUGGGGAAGUAGAAAUCCAUUACUGAUGUGUCUCCAAACACUAAUUCAUUCACACUAUGUGGAUGSUGUUGCAUUGACUCAUUGAGGAAUGUAGUUGACUUAGUCCAUCCCCUAAUAGAGUAUUUCAAAUCAGCAGCACAGUAGUUUUCUGUCUUUUAAUUCCAYUCUUUGUAAAUAUAGAAUUGGCAAGAAUAAACAGUACAGUCAUUUUGAGGUAAUCUGCUUGGCAGCAACCAGUCAGACUUCAAACAACACAAGUCUGUUUGGUGUGGUUGUGCUUAGUUUGCAAGUAGUGUCAGAAACUCUGUACAAACAAUUUUUGAUUGCCAGCAUUGUAGUGUGGGGACUUGCUUCCUGCGUAAACACUGACUGCUUUGGCUAGCCACUGGAAAAAGUAGAUAGGGCAGCAGGUGAGUUAGUAGUUUCUCUGCAGGSUCCCCAAAGACAUGCCUGUCCCUGUUGAUAGAAUAGGGAAAUAAUGAAACAGGUAUAGCCAACCGGAAGCUGAGCACAUUGAGUGUGCAAGACAUUCAAGUCCUGUAGAAGCAAUGAACCAUUAACAGURAAAAGCAGUGACAUUGCUGCUGUGUACUGUGCUGGAGUUACAGUUCAGCAUCUAACCUUUCAGUAAGUUAAGCAAAUGGUAUCUGAAAUGAGCUCUAUGUUAAAUUUUGAUGAAUUAAUGAUGGAAUUAAACUUAGCUUAGUAUAAGGUGUAGAUCAAGACUUAGUAGCAGAACACAAUCAUUAAAGUGUAAUAGUGCAGACAAAAUUAAUUGGAAAGAAACUUGGGAUGCUUGGAGGCAUGGAUAUGCACAGUUAAAGUGUUCAUGUCAUCAUAGUUGUUCCAUAGCUGUUCUUGAAAGCAUUAAUUUCAGUGAUUGCUGAAGCUGCSUGGAGAUAUGUGCAAGGGACAAGAGCAUGGGCCUUUGAAAAAGGCAAAGCAACAUUUUUGCUUGUGUGGGAGAAGAGGUGAUAGACAUUUUUGAGGCUUGUACUCUGUGCCUCUGCUUGCAGUUUAACAUAAGCUGAGAUUAAUUCCGCAGCUCAUGGAAGAAAAUUAUUUUUAAACAGUAGAGACAAUCAAGCUCRUUCAGUAGAUACACACUAUUGCUUAAUGAGUCCAGCAAGUUCAGUUUGUUGGUGCUUAACAUUACUCUUUACCUGUAUUUCAAAUGCUGCAAAAAUUUUUGGAAAGAAAGAUAAACCUAAGAUUUAUCGAACUUUGACCCUUUUGUAACAAGACUUUCUGAUUCUCCUUAACAUAAACUUGCUUGACCAUCACCUCACGAUUUUUCAGAAAUGAAGCCAAUAGUWUUUUUUCAUCUUAGUAAUAUAAAGGCCCAUUUUUUUCCAGGAAUAUUGGACAUGCUUCUUAAAAAAAAUGCAGAUUCUUGGUCUUUAUAUUUACAGAGGUUUAUCUUUUUGUCGCAGCACCAAGAUAGAUAAUAUGUAGAAUAAAUUUGCAUGAUGUGAUCUUUGUGUACAUUUUUAGAAGCAGAGGUACACUCUACUACAAUUGAAGUAAGUGGUAGAUUGAGAAACCAUAAGAAUGAGCAGAAUUUUUUCAUAGGUUUUCAUAGGACUGCCAUUUUCUUCUCUUUGAUAUAUAUUUUCAGGGGUCAGAAAAUGUUUAACUCAAUGCAUAAUGGAAAGAACAUAUCUGAUAUCCGCCCGCAUGAUUUUCUGGAACGGGGCAGUAGCUAAAAACAGAAAAGCAAAGGAGCAUGUUAUUAAGUUUAGGUUAAGUAUYCUGCUGUGUGUGCUGGCACUUUGCAAAAUUCAGGUUUGUUGCACAGUUGACUGAUCUGUGCCUAUCAUUGYAUAACUGUCAUGCAUUAUAGCAGUAGAUCAAUUUUUGAAAAGGUUUUGAGGAAAGUAAGCAUGUAUUCUGGAUAUACAUGCAUUCUCCUGUUACCCUGCUUCAUGUGUGUUCAGCAGAUACCACGAUGCUUGGAAAAAAUGUGCUGUCUGGUAAAAAUGAAAACUUUGUAACUUGUGUACUAAAAUGUGGCUCUUAGGGAGAGAAUGUUCUUGAGGUUGUACUGCUUGAUAAAGUGAAAAAUAGACCAAGUAACCUACUACACUGUAAUUUCUGUSAGUACGUUUACCACCCCUCUUACUGUGGUGUCACUGCUAGGGUAUCAUUAGCACAAGGCUAUUCAGAACUCAUUUGGAGGUCCAGGAAGCCAAAGAGCAAAGGAGGUGACUUCCUACAAUGAGAGGAGAGCAGCUGGUUGGCAAAAACUGUCCUUAGAGGAACUUUUGACAUGAAUUGUUCCGAUGAAGAGGGGAGCAGCUGAGGUAGCCUCUAUACAGGAUUAGUGCUUUCUCCCUAGAAACUAGCAUAUGUGAAACACACUUCCAUCAGAAGGGGCACAUGGCUCCUUUCAUCCUCCUUCUCCAGUUGCUUUCCCCGAGCUCUAUCUGCCUCUGAUUUUGUCAUCAUCCUGAAUUUUAACACUUCCUCUAAAGUGUACGUUACCUUGCUCUUGGGGACRUUUUAUUUGGAGACUUUGGAAGUGGAGAGAGACUGUUCUCUCUAUUCUUAAGCCUCUGAAAUAGGGAGAAAUUCUUAGUUUAGGAAUUUUCAGGCUCUUAAGAAAAUACUCCUCCUAAAAUCUCAUCCUUAUCUUCACAAUUAGUCUUCUUGCUUAAAAUGUUCAAAUUUUUAGAGAACUGGGUGAAAAAAAUCGGUUUCACCUGUGAAUUAAAUAAACACUGAUGUAAUUUCCAAAAUGAUCGUAWAUUUAUGUUGAAGGCCUUCUUGUGUCCUAUGAUUAUUAUUUGCUUUAACACUCUUCUAUUCCCUGUCAUUUCUUGUAGUGCAGUUUUGAAUUGUAUAUUCCUUAACUGCAAAUGAGCCUGUGCUCUUAUAUUCUCAGGCAGCAUGAUUUUUUAAAUGACCUUGUUUGAAAAGUAGAAGCAAACUUUUUAGUAAAACAAGACGAUACCAAAAAGAACUUUGGCAGUUGCACCUUGGAAGAGUGCAACUCUUCUGCUCUCCUCUGGAGAGUAAGAAUUUUAAAAAUUGUUGCUCUUUGCUUCAGACGUCCUCUAGCUGCUUGUACUUCACAAGCAAUUAUUGGUCUUCGGCCUCAAUCACUAAAUGACAACAAGGAUAGCUCCAGCAUAGGCACUUUAAAACUUCAUGAAGGUAGAGGUGUGUUUUUCUGUGAUGGUUUAUAGAUUCAAUGGUAAAAGUUUCACUUUGUCCAUUUCAAAAGUUUUAAAAUUUUCUGCAAAAAAAAUACAGACAAUCCGUCUUCUGUAACAACUGCCUACACAUGUUAAUGACAUUGUGUUGCAGUGACAAAUACAAGGUUUAUCUAGAAAAGAGUAUUUUUCACUUAAGCUAGAAGAMAAUAUUGAGAAGGAUGUAUCUGUGUUACUCGUUUUUAUUUCCAGUUGCUUUUUUUUUCAUGUAAUUAUAUGAAAUAAUAAAAUUUAUUGGGAAGGUAAAACAAAUAGUACCCAGAGACUUGUUUGCUUUCUCAAGAUGYAUUUUCUUGACAUGUGUUUUUAAAGAAUUUUUCUCUCAUUUUCAUGUGUAACAGUUGUUUAUUUUCCUCAAAAAAAGAGCCAAAACCAGCCAAAGCAAGCAAACCAACCCCCCCCCCCAAAAAAAACUAGACUAUUUAUUCAGUAAUUCAUAGAAGAAAUAACAAAUUCACUUUGAAAAAGGUCUCUUUUAGCAGCCCCAGAUUGUUUCUGAUGCUGCUGUACGGUUGUUGGAGGUACAGAGCUCUUUUAAAAAGAGCUGUUUUUUCAGGCUUUUAAAAAAAGGUGGAAUUGUCAGGAUGCUCAUGUGUAUAUUAUUUGAAGACUAGUCCUGAUAUUUGCAUUUCUCUCACUCUUACUCCAUUUUAGUUUUAAGAAAAUACUUCUGUAUGUUUUCCACAUUAAGAGUUAAAUGAUGAUAAACCCCAGUUUUCCUGUUUAUGCUGUAAUUUUCUUAUAUGGGUUAUGUUUUAUCUACAAGGCAUUACUAAAGAACAUGUAAUAAAUAAUAUGGCAUUCUGUUUUAUAAAUAAUGGCCUGUCUGAUUAUUUUGAUAUUUGUUCAUAUCUAGUGAGUUUUUAAAUUGCACCAGACACUGCUAAGAAGUAGUCCUUUUGUUGACCAUUUUUUUAAAGCUAGUACCUUUUGCAUAUAUGAGAUUUUCUUCCUCUCAGGAUCUGUGUUGUUCUUUAUUUUCUUGGCUGCCACCUGUCCAAAGCAAUCAGCCACUUCUUUCUCUUUCUCUGUACAAAAGGAAAAUCCGGUCUUCCCAUGUAUGGUAGAAGGUAACAGGAUAAUCAGUUCAACAGUGAUCCUCUGAUGUCAGUGUGGGAGCCCUGUAAAAGCGGAUUAUCUGUGACCCAGAUAAAAUAAUUAGAAAUUACUUGGACACUUACAAAUAACUGAUCUACUAAUCUCAUUUCCAAAGUUAAAAAAGGCCUGUCUCUCAACGUAACACUACCAGAUGUUUCAGUUAAACAGCAUCCUUUGCAGAGACUAAUCUCAACCCUAAUUUUAAAGGAUUACCUUUGAUUGUUUUUAUUUCAAACACUAAACAGUGUUUUUAUUUUUCCAUAUGUUCUAACAAAUUAUUUAUAUGGAAGAAAUUAAUUUUUCCACUACAGUCCAUUAAAUAUGAUUUAAUGUUAUUUAUGCUAGUAUUGCAGAUAAAUGCUUUUCAUUGAAAUGAUUUACUAAUUAACUUGUUUCUCUGGGGCAGAACUAUUUAAGGGAUAGGCUUUUAUAAAUGUAAUAGAUACCAUGUGGCCUUUGUGCAAGGUAGUGGAUGUAUUAUCAUAAACUAAGUGGACAGUGACUUUAUUAAUUUAAUUAAUGCUACCGGGGUUUCCUGUUAAUUAACUGUUUGAAUGGUGUGCAGUGAUACGCCAAUAUCCUGUUGCAUCAGUACUUUCUGGAUGUGGAAAAGAGAAAUUUCCCUUUAUUUGCUUUAGGAAGGGUGGAAGGAAAAAUAGUGUUCCAUAGCCCGUUGGGUGSACAAUAUGGUGCCUACACAUACAUUUUAUCCUUAAAGUGUUAUUACUUGCCUUUUGUUAUUGCAGUGUUUCUCCUUUACACCUUAAAGUAGCAAGGGUAUUUUGCUAGGUAGUUUUUAACCGUUUUUUACAAAGAUUGAAUUUCAAAAUAAUGAAAAUGUAGCUGUAGUUAAUCUGUUMAUAAAAUCAAGGGCUUUUAAAUUCUUUGUGUAUUUUGUAGUAUUGAUCYAUUGCUGAUUUAAUAUGCAGAGUGACAAGUGAUCUAGUUCUGCUAAAAUACUUCUGGUAUUUAAAAAAUAAGUAUCUUGUAAUUAAAAAUAUUUGUAAUCAUAUCUUUAAUCAGAUAAUCUAUUAAAUACUAUUUUGAUUAGUGAAUACUAAGGGCUUUUCCUGUUUUUUCAAACAUGGCAGAAGUGUAAUCAAGGAACUAUUAAUCCUCAUAAUUAAGUUUAGCAUAUUAAAAAUUAGGAUUGGUAGGGGAAAUUAGGAUUUCCAGGCAAUUGUAUUCUUUAUGUGGCUAUAAUACAGUGUAAGAUAUAAAGUAAUUGUAGAGUGAGAGCAAACUAUAUAUAUAUAUAUAUAUACAAACUAUAACCCCAAGCAGUAAUUGGAAAUUACUAACAGAAAAUAACUUAGGUUAAUGUUGCCUGUCUUCCUCUUCCUCAUUAUUCUUAUCCCUUCCCCUUUUCCUGUUUCUACCUUUAAUCCACUGAUAGGUGGAUCUCCUAUUAGAAGACUGCAUAAAGUCCUAUAAAUUUAAUUGUCAGGAAGCAGUAAUAUCGUGGUCUUUGAAUUUUGUUAAUGGGUGUAGAUUCUUUCAUAUAUUUAUAUUUCUCAAAUAAAAUUGCAAUUUSUUUAGCAUUUUUUAUGAAUGUAUUCUGACAGCUUUAAAUACAUAUUUGCCAUAAAAAUAMAAUACCGGUUUACUUAAACAACACUUCUCUUUUAUGAGCUACUUAAAAUGUAGCAAUUAAUAAAAUAUAAGACACUCUAGGUAGAAAAAGGUCUCAUCUCUUUUAUUUAGGUCACUGCAUAGUCUUAGGUAAAUAUGGACAUUUUUAUUGAAAUUAAUAAUUUACAAUAUUAUAAGGAAAAAAUGCAAGUUAGAAAAUGUAAUCAAAGAGGUUUUAURUUGUGCGAGGAGUAUCAUUGAAUAUCAUGCCAGAUUUAUCCCCAGGAUAAUUAUCAUCACUCAGGAAGGAAGUCCUUUUACUAAUCUAUUUUUCUAAUAGUAAAGGUAUUUACGAUUUUCACCACUUUAAAUUAACUUUAACCACUUAAGUGGCUCUAAAAAUAAUGUUUGAGUGUUCCAGGGGCUGGUACAUUUUGUUUACAUGUUGCUUGUCAGAUUUAGACAUCAGACCAUUAAAUUGGCUUCUGUAUGAAGAUCAGCAGCUAGCUUUCUUAAGUACUUUUCUCCUGAUAUUUUUGUCUUAAGAAGGGUAUUUGUAAGUACCA